AUGAUGGCCCACCCCGACAGCUCGGCGCCUCCCAAGCAGCCGAGGGCGGCCGACCCGGCGGCAGCCGAGCAGGAGCAGGCGUUCGCCAGAACGCACGGCCACCUGAACCUCAGCCGCAACCUGCUGAAGAAGGCAAGCACCAAGAAGCGGUUUGACUCCGGCGAGUGGGUAAUGGAGCGCGCCGGCCUGUCGUGCUCGGAGACGGUGCCCGCGGACGUGCCCGUGGAGCAGCUGUCGCCCAAGCUGGGUCCGGAGGGCGGCCCCCUGGAGCGCAGGCCAUCCCGCCUGGAGUCGAUGCUGCCGGAGCUGGACGCCGAGAAGGAAAACAGGGAGCGCACCGAUGGCUAA
Messenger RNA from Ostreobium quekettii, 348 nucleotides. Lineage: Eukaryota; Viridiplantae; Chlorophyta; Ulvophyceae; Bryopsidales; Ostreobiaceae. The record is from the annotation of a GenBank genome assembly.